AUGCCUCGAAAAUUACGUGAAAGCAUGCCGAAAAAUGAUUGUGAACAUUGUGGUAACGCGUCACACGUUUCAACAAAUUGUCCUUUAAUACUAAUUAGUGAUGACGAAGACCACGAGGAAAAUCAGCAAGAAAAACAACAAGUAGAAAUUUUAGAUUCUUUUAAUAGUAAUAAUGGGAUAAAUAUUAUAGAUGAUAAUGAUUUUAAAACACCAACAAGUCAAAGAAUUAUCAAUUAUAUUCCUGCUCAACUUCAUUAUAAUAACUUUGAUGAUAUGAGUAGUGUUGUGGAUACUUUGGAUAGUGAAGUUGCUGAAUCAAGUAAUGCAGCAACUGCAGUAAAUAACAAUAUUGAUAAAGGUAAAGCGGUUGAAUUAAUUGAUCUUGUUACACCUGGUAGUAGUGAUAAUGGUAAUCAUGAAAUUGAUGAAGUCGUUGAUCUUGUUUCACCAACUGUUGCUACUAAUCGUGGUAAAAAACGCGAAAAUGAAGGUGAAGAAGAAAAAGAAAGUUCAUUUACCAAAAAGAUUAAAAGGGCAUUUGAGAUUUCACGAGCUGCUAUUCCUACUACCUUCGUAUCAGCUUCAUCUCUUUUAUCUCAAGUCCCACAAACGUUUCAAACAGAGGUUAUACCAUUCGCUAUUGAUUUGAAUCAAUUAAGAAGACAAAUGGAACAAUUUCACAGUCAAUUUAUUGGUGAUAAUGUUGAUCAACUAGAAGACGAUGACAAUUCUAUUCAAAUAUUAUAUGGAAAUAUUAAAUCAAAAGUUGUUGGAAUUAGAUAUUAUAAUGGAACAGUUAAUAGAAAUGAAGCUGUCUCGAUUACUAGAGAGCCGGAUAAUAUAGCUGAUUCAAAUGCAUUAAGAGUUGAUAAUAUUCUUGGAAAUCAAGUUGGUCAUAUUCCAAGAGAUAUCGCACGUAUUUUAGCACCAAUGAUUGAUUCAAAUGAAAUAAGAAUUGAAGGUACUAUUAGUGGUAGGAGUGGAACACAUCAUAUUCCAUUACUUAUUAAUGUUUUUGGUUCGCCGGAAAAUGAGGAUGAGAUCAAAAGGAAAUUGAGAUCAAAAGUUUCUCUUGACCCACCAACUCUGACCGCAACAAAUAGUAGAGGAAAAGGUUCUAGAUCCAAAGAUAGAUUAAAAGGAAAUGAUGCAUGGCAAGAAUUAAUUUCAAAGGGAACCCAAAUUGAUUCUACGGAUAAGCAAAUACUAAUGAAAAGACUUGGAAUUGAAGAAACAGAUUUAGCAAGAUUAGCUGAAGCCACGCAACCAACAUCACUAAUCACAAAUUUAUUAAAGUAUCAACGACAAGGAUUGGGUUGGAUGUUGGCUCAUGAGCAUCCAGAUGAGCCUACUAUUGAAAAAGCAACGCAAUUUUGGAUGAUAAAGAAUGAACGUGGAACAUCUCAAUAUUAUAAUAUAGCCACCAAUUUUUCUACUACCACUAAACCCGUAUUUGCUAGAGGUGGUAUUCUUGCUGUACCUUUAAGUCUUAUUGGAAAUUGGACUGGGCAAAUUGAAAUGCAUGCUCCAGAUGUGCUCUCAAUCUAUGUUUUUCAUGGUAAUCAUCGUAACGACAAUCCAUACUUUUUAGCAAGUCAUGAUGUUGUAAUUACAACAUAUAAUAUGUUAUCCGUAUCAGGUAAUAAUCAUAAAAAAGGAUUAUUUGCAGUGAAAUGGAGAAGAAUAGUGUUGGAUGAGGGACAUAUUAUCCGAUCCAAAAAAACCAAACAAAGUGAAGCUGCUUUUGCUUUGGAGGGUGAGAGAAGAUGGAUUUUGACUGUAAAAUUUUUAAGAAUCAAUCCAUUUGAUGACUUAAACUGGUGGAAUAGGAUAUUUGUUAGACCUAUUAAAAAUGGUGACCCGGUUGGAGUUGAACAACUCAAAGUAUUAAUGAGAACAAUCUGUCUAAGACGUACAAAAGAUAUGAAGUUUGAUGGUAGACCUAUACUUGAGCUGCCACCAAUUACUUCUUAUUUACAUAAAAUUCAAUUUACUCCAGAGGAAAAAAAAAAAUACGAGUUCAUGGAAAAUGAUGCUCAAUCUCAAUUUAAGAAAUGGCGAAGCACCGGUGAAGUUAUGAGUCAUUAUUCAAUAAUUUUAGAAGUAUUGACAAGGCUAAGACAAAUAUGUGAUCAUCAUAAAUUGUGUGAACAUCGAUUAAAUUCACUGAUUGAAAGAAAUCAAAAGGAAAUUGCUGAUGCACUGAAUAAUGAAGACUUACAAGACUUGUAUCGUAUACUCCAAACAACGAUUGAUGAUAACGAAGAUUGCUGUAUUUGUUUGGAAACGCUUAGUACACCAAUUAUUACACCUUGUAGGCAUGUAUUUGACAGAGAUUGUAUUGAAAAGGCAUUGGUUAAAAGCGAGUCAUGUCCUUUGUGUCGUAAUCAUGUUUCUAAAAAUCAAUUGAUCGAUCCUCCUCCAGUACCAAUUGAAUCUUCGGAACAAACUAAUGAUGAUAUUGAUGAAUACGAGGAUGAGAAUGAUUUUUCAAAAAGUAAAAGUGAUUAUAUUCCAAGUUCAAAGAUUGAAGCUUUAAUGGAUUUUCUAAAAGUUUCAAGCAAGAAUGAUCCGAGCACCAAAUCUGUUGUAUUCAGCCAAUGGACAUCGUUUUUAGAUUUGAUAGAGAAAGCAUUGAAUCUUUAUGGUUUUACAUUUGUUAGAUUGGAUGGUAAAAUGCAAAGACAUAAACGAGAUGAAGUGAUAAGAUUGUUCCAAACUGAUGGUUCAAUCCAAAUAUUUUUAGCUAGUCUCAAGUGUUGCUCCUUGGGAUUGAAUUUGACGGCUGCUAAUCAAUGCUUUAUCAUGGACCCUUGGUGGAAUCCGAGUAUUGAGGAUCAGGCAGUUGAUCGAGUUUAUAGAUUGGGACAAACAAGACCAGUCUCAAUAUUUAGAUUUGUAAUCCAGGAUACAAUUGAAGAACGAGUGAUGAAAUUGCAAGAAAGGAAAAGAAAAUUGGUGUCCAAUGCAUUUGGGGAAAAGAUUAGAGAGGAUGCAAGUAGAGUCAGGGAAG
Molecule: messenger RNA, 3013 nt
Organism: Entrophospora candida
Lineage: Eukaryota; Fungi; Glomeromycota; Glomeromycetes; Entrophosporales; Entrophosporaceae
Source: the annotation of a GenBank genome assembly